CCCACUCUUGACACAGACCAGACGUUUCAACUUUUUCUAUCAGUUGCGAGUGAGCUGCUACAGCAAGGAAGUAUCCCCAGCUGAGAUAUCCACACCGGAGACAAAAGAGUCGAACGCUUUUUCCCUUCCUUCACCCAACCUAUAUUUUGAAGGAUCUGUUUUUACAAGGCGGAACCACUAUUCUUUCGAUGUUGACAUCGUCGUUUUCUGAUUAAAAAGACACCGUGUGGGCUCUAAUCUUUUGCGUUUUGGAGGUGUGAGAAGUUCAAAAGUGGAUUUUCAGAUAUUUUACUGUUAUUGACAACUCUUAUGUCCCGCUACUAAAGCGGUUUAGGACAUGUCCGAUUCGUCCAGACUACAAAAUCGGUCCAAUGGCACGACCACCCUAAUUGAGAGAGGGAAAAGCGGAGAGUCGCAUCCCGGUGGCGGAGCAGCCUCCCGUGCCGAACCGUCUGACAACCCCCAGUCCUGCGAAGGGGACCAGCAGUCACGGGGAGGAAUAAUGAUUCCGAAUAGUCUGCUUGGUUUCCAGUCGAGGUCGCCAGUGUUCAGAACACUGUCCAGGUCCUCCAGUGGAUAUUUUUCGUUCGACAGCGAUUCUAUUCCAAGCUCCCCGCUAUUGAAAGAUAACAAGUCGACACAGACUCCGAGCCCAUCUAGCCAAGCCAUUACCCACGCACUGCAGCGCAUGUCUCGAGCACUGGAGACCCGGCGAGAUUAUGACGUGUGGCCCAACCCCCUCCGGCCCUAUAGAGCACGCCCACCACCGACUGCGGGGGACAUGCGGUCAGAGAUACUCAUCGGUCAGGAGCUUCAGCGCAUUGGAGAUGAGUUUAACAACCUCUUCAUACAUGCGCACCUUGCAGGCGGAAACGGUCAGGUUGCCCAGGGAAACCUGCAGCAGAUGCACCAAGAGCCCGCCUUCCUACUGUGGAUGGGUCUUCUGAUUGGACGACUAUUACAGAUAAUCCUGCGGAGAAGAUGAUUGACAGACAGAAGCCCCAAUCCCAUCCUCUGGAGCACCCAGCAGGAACAUACUGUAGAACCUGGGAGAAUUCUGUUAUAGACCCUAUACAUAUAUGAAUAUGUAAAAUUGUCACAUUUUCAGAAUGGACUCUCCUUCAUAUGUGAACCUUUACAACUUUGUCUUGAUGGUUUUUGACCUUGAAUGGCCUCAGGAUUCCCUGGUCCAGCAUAAAUUGGGAUAGGGAAUCUGUAAUGCUUUGGGAAUACUUUCUUUGGAAAUUCUACAACACCUGGAAUUGUGCACCUAUGUUUCCUGCGCGGAUCUGGAAAGCUGAGCCUAAUCAAAGAACCAAAGAUGGAGUGUCCCAUUGCGGAGCGCUCACAGGGAUAACGCUGUGUGGAUAAGGCUUUGUGGAGGUUACAUGUACCUUGUACAGCUUCUCUUUUUCUUUGCUACUGCGCUAUUUUCUUUCUCUGUAUUUGUUUGUUUCUAAGUGUUUGUGAGUUUACCCAUGGUCAGAUGUGUAGAGUCUGCGCUGUGUCUGUUCCUCCUGGUCCUCAUGGCAACUCACUGUUUCCCUCCCAAAACGAACCUGCAAUUCUGGUUGGAUGCAGUCGGUUCCAUUGUCGGUUCCAUGGACCCAGAUGAAGUCUGUUUAAUGGAGAGUCUCCAUUGAAAGUGUUUUUAAGUCCAGUAGUUUUAGACAAUGAUUCAGUGUGCACUCCAAUAGUCUUUUUAUUAACCCUUUAGGUAUAUUAACCUCGAGCAAUAACUGAAGAUGACAUUUUUUUAAAUGUAUUUCCUUUCCAAACAUAUUCAGUAUUAAGAGCAAUAGCAUGGAUGUUAGUAGUCAUUGUGAGAACAGAAAAAAAACAUUUGAUAGCAACUACAAUGCCUAAAAGAAUGAGAUAUAAUGAAAUCCAAGUAGAUCUACAUGAAUUAGGGCAAACAAUGUAACUUCUUGAAACAACGUACUUUACUGUUGUCUCAUUUGUUUCCCCCCGCCCUUAUCAGCUGUCAAACAUAAUUCCUGUUAUCAUUUAGCCUCUGGUUCGGACCUGCUGUUGUCAGUGCUUUGUUAGCCCAGCUGACACUCAUGUUGGCCCAGACAAGUCUAGUGCAGUGUUGCUAGGUCAUUAAAAGCUCAUAGAAGCUUUGCUGGAAGAGAACCAAACUCUGAGCCGACAUUAGCCAGAGGAACAGGCCUAGAGAGACAGGUUUGAAUGGGUGGGAUCACUCACAAUGCUUGAGAACUUAGAUGGAUAAACAGUGAGAAAAACCACCAAAUGUUCUUGACAAAAUUCUUGAAACAUUUUUGUAUUUCUGAUCUGUGGUAGAAUGAAUGUUUAAAAAUAUAUUUUAAGAAAGUGAAGUAGGGUUACUUUGGAUGUUACAUGUUAAUUGUUACCACAUUCUGCACCAUGGGUUUUACAUUGUAUGUGUCCCUCAUGUGACCUAAAGAUUGAUUAUACUGUCAUUUUGCUGGUUGGUUCCUAUUGUAAAGUACAGUAUUGGUGUGGUUCAGUCCAACUACCUUGGUCACCCUUUUGAUUCCAAUGGCUCCUAUCUGUCAGUCUGUUGGUAUUUGAUGUGAAAACCUAUUCCACACCCACAGUUCAAUAAACAUUAUCCAGGAAAUUGCAUGUUGACAGUAUAACAUGUGAUGAUGAAAGCCUAUCUUUAAAAUAGCAUAGCACUUACAGAUCAUUCAAGGUUUUAUGUGCCAAAAAUCUGCCUUUUACAUUUAUUUAAAAAAAUGUUUUGCUGACCAUGUAGAUGAAAUGUAAGGUUGAUGGUAUUGUUUGAUGACAUUUUUGCAAACCCAAUUUUGAGAAGUGCAUGAUGUGUUUCAUUCUGUCAUGUUUUUCUUGGUACCAACAUUUUACUGCUCUGCCAUGUUUUAUAUCUUGUAUGACUGUCUAUUAUUUUUUGGUGUUGCCAAAUGAAACCAAAAACCUCAUUUCAAAGUACUGUAUCUCAGAAGGGUGUAUGUUGUCGUGUCUAGAGAUGCUUUCCAAGAGAACAACUGAAAGCUGAACUGUCACCUUCUGAAACUGAUAUGGAAACUUCUCCGACAGUCAGCCAAUGGUUCCAUGUACUCUAGAUAUAUAUGUGUUGAGUGAAGGCAUGGUCCAUACUGUCCAUCCAUCCUAAUGGGUAGAGACCAUAAAUAGGAAUAGCAUUUUCCCCAGACACAUCAAAAUUCCCAAGUUGGAUCCAUACAUUUUCACCAGUGUCAUCUUGGUGGAGGAAGUGCAGGUUUGUACCUCUUGCACAAUUAUUACUGUACCCAGAAUUCAGUCUGUUCAGGACCCUUUUGCACUCUGUGCAGACAGACAGAAAUUGAUCUAUCUGACUCACAGGACCCAGUACAUUUGUAGCAAAAUGUCAUUGUUAUUUUUUAUAUUUUCUAAUUUGCACUGAAAGAUUGCAAUGUUGUGAUUUCAAAUGUGCAAUACUGCUGUGCCUGUAAAAAGCCUUUUUUCAUCUUUAAAAAAAUCUGGAAUUUUCUUUCAUUGUUGAUUAAACCACAUCCUUUUUCAUGAAAAUCAAUAAGCCACUGUCAUUGUUCUAUAACUAUAACCACACAUAUUGCAGUCAUAAUGAAUUUGACACAGGCAAUUCAAAGAAAGUGUGACUAUCUUUUUUACGCAAAAUGUUUUUUUACAUACAGUUGAAGUCGGAAGUUUACAUACACCUUAGCCAAAUACAUUUAAACUCAGUUUUUCACAAUUCCUGACAUUUAAUCCUAGUAAAAAGCUUUUACUUCUUUCAUCACAUUCACAGUGGGUCAGAAGUUCACAUACACUCAAUUAGUAUUUGGUAGCAUUGCCUUUAAAUUGUUUAACUUGGGUCAAAUGUUUCGGGUAGCCUUCCACAAGCUUCCCACAAUAAUUUGGGUGAAUUUUGGCCUAUUCCUCCUGACAGAGCUGGUGUAACUGAGUCAGGUUUGUAGGCCUCCUUGCUCGCACACACUUUUUCUGUUCUGCACACAAAUGUUCUAUAGGAUUGAGGUCAGGGCUUUGUGAUGGCCACUCCAAUACCUUGACUUUGUUGUACUUAAGCCCCAUUUGUGACCAAGCUUUAACUUCCUGACUGAUGUUUUGAGAUGUUGCUUCAAUAUAUCCACAUAAUCUUCCAUCCACAUAAUCUUCCAUCCUCAUGAUGCCAUCUAUUUUGUGAAGUGCAUCAGUCCCUCCUGCAGCAAAGCACCCCCAUAACAUAAUGCUGCCACCCCCGUGCUUCACGGUUGGGAUGGUGUUCUUCGGCUUGCAAGCAUCCCCCUUUUUCCUGCAAACAUAACAAUGGUCAUUAUGGCCAAAGAGUUCUAUUUUUGUUUCAUCAGACCAGAGGACAUUUCUCCAAAAAGUACAAUCUUUGUCCCCAUGUGCAGUUGCAAACCGUAGUCUGUCUUUUUUAUGGCGGUUUUGGAGCAGUGGCUUCUUCCUUGCUGAGUGGCCUUUCAGGUUAUGUCGAUAUAGGACUCGUUUUACUGUAGAUAUAGAUACUUUUGUACCCGUUUCCUCCAGCAUCUUCACAAGGUCCUUUGCUGUUGUUCUGGGAUUGAUUUGCACUUUUCACACCAAAGUACGUUCAUCUCUAGGAGACAGAACGCGUCUCCUUCCUGAGCGGUAUGACGGCUGUGUGGUCCCAUGGUGUUAAUACUUGCGUACUAUUGUUUGUACAGAUGAACAUGGUACCUUCGGGCGUUUGGAAAUUGCUCCCAAGGAUGAACCAGGGAAAAAAAUUCUGAGGUCUUGGCUGAUUUCUAUUGAUUUUCCCAUGAUGUCAAGCAAAGAGGCAUUGAGUUUGAAGGUAGGCCUUGAAAUACAUCCACAGGUAUACCUCCAAUUAACUCAAAUGAUGAGCAGCUUCUAAAGCCAUGACAUCCUUUUCUGGAAUUUUUCAAGCUGUUUAAAGGCAUAGUCAACUUAGUUGACUGUGCCUUCUGACCCACUGGAGUUGUGAUACAGUGAAUUAUAAGUGAAAUAAUCUGUCUGUAAACAAUUGUUGGAAAAAUUACUUGUGCCAUGCACAAAGUAGAUGUCCUAACCGACUUGCCAAAACUAUAGUUUAUUAACAAGACAUUUGUGGAGUAGUUGAAAAACUAGUUUUAAUGACUACAACCUAAGUGUAUGUAAACUUCUGUCUUCAACUGUAUAUGUCUUCAUUUGUGUAAAUCAAUUCUCAAAACGGUCUCUAUUUUGGUUCAAGUGAAAAUAGGGCAGACUAUUUAUUUAUGUAACCGUGUAAAAAGAGGACUCUUUUCUUCUGUGUGGCGACUAUGCUUAUCUCUGAUCAUCUGCAGGACACGGAAAGUAUGGUACCUUCCCCAACUUGGCACAAACCACCCAAGAUAAUUAUGCAUCCCAUAUUCAGCCAGUCAGUGGCUGCUUCACGAGUAUGUGAUUUUCACGAGUAUGUGGUACAGGUUGCCUAGUGGUUAGAGCGUUGGACUUGUAACCGGAAGGUUGCAAGAUUGAAUCCCCGUGCUGACAAGGUAAAAAUCUGUCGUUCUGCCCCUGAACAAGGCAGUUACACUGUUCCUAGGCUGUCAUUGAAAAUAAGAAUUUGUUCUUAACUGACUUGCCUAGUUAAAUAAAGAAAAAGAAAAUAUUUCACAACUCAUAGUACAAAAAUCCAAACUGGUCACACUUGUAAUGCUGCCAGUCUUUCAUUCGAAACCUCUCAUUGUGCAUUCAUUUGGAUCGUAAACAUCUUUCACCACACAACCAUUGAUUUAUAAUAUAAGUUUGUGAAAUGUAAUCGAACAAGAACAUUGGAUUAAUCACCAAAACACAACCAUCUCUUUUCAAUUUAGUUUUAACUACCAGUUAAUCCAAUAGCAAACAAUGCAAGAUAUGUGUUUCAAAUUUCCCUUAGAAGUGCUGAAAGUAAUAUGCUACAGUACUGUAAAUUACAGUUUUCACAUUAGACAAUAUACUUACAUUACCCAACAAAAUUUACAGAAAAUCUAUAAUUUCCAUUAUAUCUAUCUGUCUAAUCAAAGGUGUGCUCAAUGAAGACAUCCUCUACGAUCAUUCAUGCAAAUGUUGUAUUUAUUUAUUAUUCAGAUAUAAUUGCAACAUAGGUUUACUGUCUGUAAUCAAAUGUAAGAAAUUAAAUGAAACAAAUUAAAUGAAUGAAAAUAAAACCUAACAUUUAGCACACAUUAAUUUGCAUCAAUCCUGUCUUGAGCAUUUGGCCAUAAAUUCUCAUCCACAUCACAGUGAAUGUCCUCAUUGUUCAUGCA
This is a messenger RNA of Salvelinus fontinalis (brook trout), 6221 nucleotides long. RefSeq names its product BCL2 like 11 (gene bcl2l11). Lineage: Eukaryota; Metazoa; Chordata; Actinopteri; Salmoniformes; Salmonidae. The record is from RefSeq and is a predicted model, not a curated record.